Molecule: messenger RNA, 2130 nt
Organism: Acanthochromis polyacanthus (spiny chromis)
Lineage: Eukaryota; Metazoa; Chordata; Actinopteri; Pomacentridae
Product: monocarboxylate transporter 2-like
Exons: 5
Coding region: 182-1657 (491 amino acids)
Biological process (GO): monocarboxylic acid transport; transmembrane transport
Cellular component (GO): membrane
Molecular function (GO): monocarboxylic acid transmembrane transporter activity
Source: RefSeq, a predicted model, not a curated record
AGAUGUUCGUCUGUAACCGGCUGAUGGCUUUGUUUUGUAUGGUCACUUGUGCAAGCACACGUGAUGAGAUCAAAGGCCUUUGGUAUUUCUGAGGGAGACAGCCUCACUCUGGCAGAGCGACAGGGGUUCACAUUCCAGCUAAUACGACUUCACGGACUGUGCAAGAGUUGGUGUAUUGAACAUGCCCCCUCCAGCAGCCACCAAUCUAGGCUACACCCCACCAGACGGAGGCUGGGGCUGGGCUGUCGUCUUCGGUGCUUUCAUCUCCAUAGGAUUCUCCUAUGCCUUUCCCAAGUCCCUCACCAUCUAUUUCAAGGAGAUUCAGGAAUAUUUCUCAGUUUCCUACAGUCAGAUCGCCUGGGUGUCCUCAGUCAUGCUUGCUUCUAUGUAUGCAGGAGGUCCUAUCAGCAGCAUGUUAGUCAACCGCUAUGGAAGCAGACCUGUGGUUCUGGCCGGUGGGAUCAUGGUCUGCACUGGCAUGGUGCUCGCUUCUUUUGGCACCAGUAUCAUCCAUCUGUAUCUUUGUGUUGGAGUGAUCGGAGGUUUUGGCCUUGCCUUUAACCUGCAGCCAGCCCUGACGAUUAUAGGCACAUACUUCCAGGCUAAGAGGCCGCUGGCGAAUGGACUCGCUAUGACUGGAAGUCCUGUGGUUCUGUUCACUCUGGCUCCUCUCAAUCAGUUUCUGUUUGAUUCUUUUGGCUGGAGAGGGAGCUUCCUCAUCCUGGGAUCCAUUGUUAUGAACUGCUGUGUGGCUGGUGCUCUGAUGAGACCAGUCAACAAACGUGUAAAACCCAAGCCGACCAAUGAAUCACCAAAGUGUAAUGGAGGCGCUGAGGAAGCUGAGACUGUGAACACCGGCACACCGCCAGCAAACCUUCUGAAUGAAGAAAGUCAAACUGCGAGCAAGGGUCAGAGUAAUGUCCACAAACUAAUAGAUAUCUCACUUUUCAAACACCGCGGCUUCCUCAUUUAUCUCGCAGGUAAUGUGAUCAUGUUCUUUGGCUUUUUUGCGCCUGUGGUGUUUCUGGCUCCGUAUGCCAAACAUCUAGGGAUCGAUGAAUAUUCAGCAGCUUUCUUGCUCUCUAUUUUUGCUCUAGUGGACAUGUUUAUCAGACCAGCAACUGGCUUCAUUGGCAAUACCAAGUGGGUUAGGCCAAGAAUACAAUAUUUUUUCAGUUUUGCUGUUUCAUACAACGGUGUGUGUCACCUUCUGUGCCCGCUGGCGUCUGGAUACUUGGGCCUCGUUGUUUAUGCUGUCUUCUUUGGUUUGGCUUUUGGGAUGCUUUCGGCACUGCUGUUUGAAGUUCUGAUGGACCUUGUUGGAGCUAAUCGCUUCUCCAGUGCAGUCGGACUUGUCACCAUUAUAGAAUGUGGACCGGUGCUCCUGGGACCUCCACUUUCAGGAGCUCUGGUUGACAUUUUUGGGGACUACAAAUACAUGUACUAUGCCUGUGGUGUGUUUAUGCUGGCGCCUGGUAUAUUUUUCUUCAUCAUGCAUUACUACAACUACAAGAAACUGGACGAGGAGCAGAGACAGAGUGUCGCUACGGAGAUGAAGACUUCUGAAGAGACAGUGAAGCUUAAAAUGAACCAAGAUGAAAAAGAGUGGAUGGAACUGAUGGGUAAAGUUACUGACAAGGAUUUUAUCGGUGUAUAACACAUAUAAUAUAAUAACAUUGCAUGGGCUUUCCAUGCGGUAUAUAGGCUAUUAUAGAUUGUAAAAUUUUGUAUUUUGAGUUUGUUGGACUCUUCGGACCUCGGCUUAUCCAUAGAUCUACAUUUGUUAUUUUGUUAAUAGCUAUUUUAUGUAUGUUAUUAUCACAUUAUAUGACCACUGGAACUCUAAUGUCGUUUGUUCAUAAAUCAUCCAGAACUGCCUCUGUUCCUUCCAGUGCAAUUAUCGUAAUGGCUCUAUGAAUUAUUAUGGUUUCUUUUGUUUCUUUGUUGGCUGAAAAAGACAAUCAUUUUCCAGAGGGAAUGAUAUAAAAUAAUGAGUCAAAACCCCACAACAUAAAGUCAUAUCAUUGUUUAUUAUCAUCUUCUUACCACUAGAUGGCACAGAGCCCUACUGUGUGACAGCUCAAAAUGAGCCAGACAGUAUCUUUUUCAUUAAACUGCAAUUAAACAGCA